Molecule: messenger RNA, 1217 nt
Organism: Brienomyrus brachyistius
Lineage: Eukaryota; Metazoa; Chordata; Actinopteri; Osteoglossiformes; Mormyridae
Product: stonustoxin subunit beta-like
Exons: 6
Coding region: 1-1002 (333 amino acids)
Molecular function (GO): protein binding
Source: RefSeq, a predicted model, not a curated record
AUGAAAAAAUUCAUUAGAUCAGAUAAGGAGCAUUGGAGGCUGCUACCUGUGGUCAAGACAUCUAGGACAGCACUGCUGAACAGCUGUAAUCUCACAGAGAAAUGCUGUGAGUCACUGGCUUCAGCUCUCAGAUUAAACUCCUCACCCCUGAGAGAGCUGGACCUGAGUGACAAUGACCUGCAGGAUUCAGGAGUGAAGCUGCUCUCUGCUGGACUGGGGGAUUUGCACUGUAAACUGGAGACUCUGAGGCUGUCAGGCUGUAGAGUCACAGAAGAAGGCUGUUCUUCCCUGGUUUCAGCUCUAAGGUCAAACCCCUCACACCUGAGAGAGCUGGACCUGAGCUACAAUCACCCAGGAGACUCAGGAGUGAAGCUGUUCUCUGCUGUACUGGAGGAUAACAGCUGUAAACUGGAGAAGCUGAAUGUGGAUCACGGUGGAGAGUGCAGGACCAGACCAGGCCUACAGAAAUACUCCUGCCAGCUGAUACUGGACCUCAGGACAGCACACAGACGCCUGUCUCUGUCAGAGGGGAACAGGAAGGCGACAUGGGGGACAAAGGAGCCAUAUCCUGAUCAUCCAGAGAGAUUUGACCGCUGUUACCAAGUUCUGUGCAGAGAGAGUCUGACUGGUCGGUGCUAUUGGGAGGCUGAGUGGGGUGGAGCUGGAGCCUGGAUAGGAGUGACUUAUAAAGGGAUCAGGAGGAAAGGACAGAGUACUGACUGUGCACUUGGAGCCAAUGACAAGUCAUGGAUUCUGAUCUGUGAUCCUCACAGUUACUCUGUCCUGCACAAUAAUAAACAGACUGUCAUAACCAUAGAGCCUUCAGGCUCCCACAGAGUAGGAGUGUAUCUGGACUGGGAGGCUGAUGCUCUGUCCUUCUACAGAGUCUCCUCUGAUGGACUGACCCUCCUGCACAGAUUCACCUCCUCAUUCACUGAACCCCUCUGUCCAGGGUUUGGGCUUUAUAUAAACUGCUCAGUAUCACUGUGCAUGCUGGGAUAGCUUACUGUGUGCUGGAGAAAUCAUUUUUACUGUAUCACGCAUGUUGCUGGUUCUUCAUGGUAACUCUGCUUUUUAACUUGUAUAAUCCUUUUUUACUCUGAAAUAUAUGUUAGACAAAUAAUAAUAAUAAUAACGGGGUUCAGCAAGGUGAACAAACAUGCAAAAUGACAGGUUUUCUGUCUGACUAAAAUGAACCAGUAAAGUGUAAUCCUGAU